Nicotiana attenuata is the source of this 1463-nucleotide messenger RNA. RefSeq names its product transcription factor IIIA-like. Lineage: Eukaryota; Viridiplantae; Streptophyta; Magnoliopsida; Solanales; Solanaceae. Gene Ontology annotation, cellular component: nucleus. The transcript has 7 exons. Bases 368 to 1231 code for a protein of 287 amino acids. Gene Ontology annotation, biological process: regulation of transcription by RNA polymerase II. The record is from RefSeq and is a predicted model, not a curated record.
UUAUGGCUGCGAAGAUAUUGGGCGAAAUGGGAGAAGAGAAGAGAGAAGUAAUAUUCAGAGACAUAAGACGAUAUUAUUGUGAAUUUUGUGGGAUUUGCCGCUCCAAGAAGUCCCUCAUCUCCUCUCAUAUCCUCUCCAAUCAUCAUGAUGAAAUGGAGAGGCGGAAAGAUGAGGCAAAUGAAGAUGUAAAGAAAAAGGAAGGCCCAAAAAUAAAUAUUUGUGAAGAAUGUGGUGUGAGCUUUCAGAAGCCUGCUCAUUUGAAGCAGCAUAUGCAGAGUCAUUCACUCGAGAUUGAGGUAAUUUGAGAAACAUUGUGGAAUUAUGUGAAGGUGUGAAGCAUUGGAUCCCAAAAAAAAAGAACUCCAAAAUGCAAGAGAGGCCAUUUGUAUGCCAUAUAGAUGACUGCCAGUCCAGCUACCGCAGAAAGGAUCACUUGACGAGACAUCUCUUGCAGCACCAAGGGAAGUUGUUUGAGUGUCCCGUUGAUGGUUGCAAACGCGCAUUUAGUAUUCAAGGCAAUAUGACUCGGCAUGUCAAAGAGAUGCAUGACCAGCGUGCCUCCCCUGAGGCCAAUCUUCCAAAGCAGUAUGUCUGUUCAGAACCUGGUUGUGGGAAGGUGUUUAAAUUUGCAUCCAAAUUGAAGAAGCAUGAAGAUUCUCAUGUUAAGUUGGAGAAGAUGGAGGCACUUUGUUUAGAGCCAGGCUGUAUGAAACAUUUCACAAAUGAGAAAUGCCUCAAGGAACACAUAGAGAGUUGCCACCAGCAUAUUGUGUGUGAAAUAUGUGGAACCAAGCAAUUGAAGAAGAAUAUUAAGCGGCAUCUCCAGACGCAUGAAGAAGAGUCUACAUCGGAGAGAAUAAAAUGUGAAUUCCAGCAUUGUCAGCACACUUUCUCCACUAAAUCCAAUCUUAUUCAGCAUGUCAAAGCUGUGCACCUGGGGGAUAAACCAUUCUCAUGUGGCAUUGCUGGUUGUGGUAUGAAAUUUGCCUUCAAGCAUGUGAGAGAUAGACACGAAAAAUCAGGCUGCCAUGUUUAUACUCCAGGUGAUUUUGUAGAGGCUGACGAGCAAUUCCGUUCUAGACCAAGAGGUGGUAGGAAGAGGAAGCUUCCUGUUUUUGAGGCAAUUAUGCGGAAAAGGAUUACACCACCCUGUGGUACAGAUCCCGUGUUCUAUCAAGGAUCAGAAUAUCUCUCAUGGUUACUCUCAGCAGAAUCAGAUGAAGAGCUGUGAGUCUGUUUCUUUGGCCAGAUGCCGUGUUAAAUCAUGGGCCAGAAAUCUCAUGGUUCCUCUUAGUUGAAUCAGAGGAUGAACUCUGAGCGUCCCCUGGACAGUUUCUUAGCAGAUAGCUAGUGUAUAUGUGUCCAUAAGUUUUUACUAGAAAAAAGUAUAUGCUGUCCAUAAGUUAAAUUUAUCACAAUGCUUGUUCUAUAAUCUAAUGGAUAAGUAUUAUCUUAAUUGUUGA